GAGAGAGAGAGAGAGAUAGAGAGAACAGACUUUUUAGCCCUUCAAUUUUUUUUUUUUUUUUUUCCAAUUACAAUCAGACACAUUUUUUCCCCAAUUUAAGCCAAUUUGCUUUCUUUCUUCGCAUCCCGAGCGAUCUAAAAGGACUUUUAGGGUUUCGUACCAUUUUCCAUUGUCCGUUGCUUUUGGGGACCUUAGAUCGCUUCCCGCCGUUGCAUUUAUAUGUGCUGAAACUAUGAAGCCAGGAGUGUCUUCUUUGAAUCCAUAUGCUGCAGCAUACAUUCCACUGUCUAAAAGAGAGGCAGAUGAUAGAACUUAUUUGACAGCUAAAGGCACUAAGAGCAUCAAUGAUACCGUGUGGCUUGGGAACCCUGAGAAUCAGAACCAGCAGUAUUGCCAGGCUUCUCUUGAAUGCGAUGCCCAUGGUAUGCCGAAACAAGUCAGCCAAGAGGGUUUUACUAUGAAGAGCCACCCUAUCUAUGGUUCUUACGGUACAUCAUCACAAAAUGUGAAUGAAGCGGCAGAAAGAAUUGAAGACGAAGAAUUUGAUAUGGAUUUGGAAUAUCUUCAGAUGACUUUUCCUGGUAUAUCUGAUCAGUCCCUUACUGAUGUUUAUUUGGCAAAUAAGGGUGACUUGGGAGCAACUGUUGACAUGCUGAGCCAACUUGAGUUCUACACUGUUGAGACUUCUGAAAAUCUGCCAGAUACCUUGGACAUUGGCGAUGUUUCAGAAUCAGGGUCUUCAGCGCAUUUUGCAUCCUUGAAACUGAAGAAUGUACCCGGCACAGCUGAUGCUUCAUCUAAAGCUUCAGACUCCCCCGUUAUCUCCUGAUUGACUUUGACAGAAAAAACAGUGUCAACUGUUUUAAUUUGGCAUGAUUGUGCUUUGUGGGUAAGAAGUAUAUAUAAAUAGAGAAUUAUCCUUCGGGAAAUAUGAAAAACAUACAUAGUAUGUGUUGUAUAGUUCUCAGAUGGUUGUCUGCCAAUCUUCUGUUCUCCUUGCCCCUUGUUUUUGUUUGAUAGGCCAAAAGCCUCAUUGUGCAGUUAUCUUGCAGCUUACAGUUAUCUGAAUGAAAGUCAUCUUUGCUUCUCA
This is a messenger RNA of Ziziphus jujuba (common jujube), 1090 nucleotides long. RefSeq names its product polyadenylate-binding protein-interacting protein 5. Bases 233 to 829 code for a protein of 198 amino acids. Lineage: Eukaryota; Viridiplantae; Streptophyta; Magnoliopsida; Rosales; Rhamnaceae. The record is from RefSeq and is a predicted model, not a curated record. Gene Ontology annotation, molecular function: ubiquitin binding. The transcript is spliced from 3 exons.